Dreissena polymorpha is the source of this 7484-nucleotide messenger RNA. RefSeq names its product transcription factor CP2-like. Gene Ontology annotation, cellular component: nucleus. Gene Ontology annotation, biological process: regulation of transcription by RNA polymerase II. NCBI's taxonomy places the organism in Eukaryota, Metazoa, Mollusca, Bivalvia, Myida, Dreissenidae. The record is from RefSeq and is a predicted model, not a curated record. Bases 259 to 2046 code for a protein of 595 amino acids. The transcript is spliced from 23 exons. Gene Ontology annotation, molecular function: RNA polymerase II cis-regulatory region sequence-specific DNA binding; DNA-binding transcription activator activity, RNA polymerase II-specific.
ACGAAAUAGGAACAACAACAACAAUGCCAAAAUGGUUGCCUUUGAGAAAAUGAUCGUUCAAUGUCUAUGAUUUCGAAUGAAAUUCAGGUGGAUUGUUUACAAACUACAAACAGAGUAAUAUUCUUCCAGCGUCUUGGUCGUCACUUCAAAAAAGCCUAAUUGAUGAAGAUUGUACAGUUCUGACGAGUCCCCUCCCUGCCCAGUGACAUAGACCCCUACCCCCGGGCCGAGAAACCACCCACCCCCGGGCCGAGACAGAUGUCCAUAAACAGGUCUGCAGGUGCCAACCAUGGUGAAAGCCAGUCACCGUGCCCGACUGCCACGCUGGAUUCUAUGAGGCCUAUUAUAGGAGCAAUGAUACAUGGAUCAGGAAAACGUACAAAGACUUCACACUACAGCGAAGUGAAGUCCCCAUCCACCCCUCGUACCUACACGGAAGUGAAAACUCUCACCUACCACGACAUGUCCCACACUUUCUCAACCAAUACGACAUCAGGUUCCAACUGGGAUAUUGACGGAGGUCUUGCAGCGGACUUUGACGGUUCCUUAUCAGGCUUGGGCACAGAAUUGGGCGCCGCGACCUAUAACAUGAGUGAAGCUCUGCUGGCCCUCCCUGUAUUCAAACAAGAGAACUUGGAUAAUGGGUUUCAGUACAUCCUUGGGGCUGCCACGUCUCCAGCUGUCAAAGUCAACGAGGAAACGUUGACGUAUCUCAAUCAAGGGCAGUCUUACGAAGUGAAGCUGAAGAAGCUAGGGGAUCUCACAGAGUAUGAUGGCUACCUGAGGAGCACCAUACACGUCUGCUUCCACGAACGGCGACUGCAAUUUAUGGAGAAAGAGCUGCUGGAUUUCUGGACUCAGGCUAGGCCAGGGGAGAGAUUUCUGGAUGUAGACAUUCCUCUCUCCUACGGCCUUAUCAACGUCUCGGUGGAACCCGGCAAGCUCAACUCCAUCGACUUCAUCUGGGACCCCUCGAAGGAGACCGGCAUUUACGUGAAGGUCAAUUGCAUCAGCACAGAGUUCACAGCCAAGAAACACGGCGGGGAGAAGGGCGUGCCGUUCCGUCUGCAGGUCGAGACAAUGGAGUCGGAUCACGACGACUCGAAACUGAUCCACUGUGCCUCAAGUCAGAUUAAGGUGUUUAAGCCCAAGGGGGCCGACCGCAAGCACAAGACCGACCGGGAAAAGAUGGAAAAGCGGACCGGAUCGGAAAAAGAAAAGUAUCAGCCCUCCUAUGAAUGUACAGUACUAACGGAGGUACCAAUUGAGCAGGUUAUUCAAGCAAGCUCUACCAGGAAUGGGCUGACCCCCACUGGAUCCUUUGGCAGUCUUGCACAGGGCUUCAAGGAACAGGGGGUUGGCUCCACACCAAAGUCUGCCCCAAAGAUUCCAGCUGGCAUGGACCAGUGGAGAUGGCGGAACCAACAAUCCUGCUCUCCCACAAAUGGUACAGAGGUACAGACGAACAGUCAUGACAAAGGGCGCAGGCCAACCACCCCUCUUGAGAAGAAGUGUGAACCCACGUCCCCGUUCGCGACAGACAGUCUGGCAAAUGAACUGCCUCAGCAAAUGUCAGUAAACGCCACAGCCAUAGAAGUACAAGCGUGGCUGAACCACAACCGAUUCACCAACUACACGAGUAUCUUCCAGAACUUUGCAGGUGCGGACAUUCUGCGGUUAACGCGGGAUGACUUGAUACAGAUCUGUGGGCUAGCAGACGGGAUACGUCUUAACAAUGCCCUGCAGUCUCGGACCGUGAGACCAAGAUUGACGCUGUUCAUGUGUAAAGACUCCGACACAGUGUACCAUGCAGUGUAUUUGGAGCAACUCAGCUGCCAGGAACUCAUCCAGAAAAUUGCCGAUCUCAUCAACGUAAACCGAUACUCAGUCAGCGACGUCUUUAUGCAAGGGCCGUCAUUGAUUCGCAUUAAUCUCACAGACGAGGUUGUUCGUAACCUUCAGGACCAAUCACGCUUUUGGGUUGAAAUCUCAAGUGACACUGAAAAUCAGGACUAUGUACGAGUGCUUCUGAAGGGGAUAGAGUAAACUGCGAGGGCGUUAAGGGACGUUCCAAAAGUUGAACACUGGGAUGAGAUUUUAUCAAACAAUUACAACAGGGCUGUCCCGUACCAUGCAACUGUUGUUUGUAUCUCUUUGGGUGUGUCUGCUUGUUAAAGAGUGUGAUUCUGUAACAGUUUUAGAGCGCAGUUUUAUGACUGUUUGUGCAGUGAGGGUGAAACAUGGAAUGGAAAGGCAUAGUUGUUAAAAGAGUGAUUCAGGCCCCAGUGGUUCUGGGCCGUGUGAAGUUAUUCUGGGAAUGGGGCCACAUUAAACUGCAAUGAACAUUCUGCCAUAAGGCGCAAAGGAGUCCAUGUUUGGCUGGAAGAUUUCACUGUUCUUGUAGCGACGAUUUUUUACUUAGAUGUUUUAACUCCAAGCUAUGUCAUUUAAUAAUUUAAUAGGUAUUCGGAGCACAGGAGGAAAUCCCAUUUUUUUUAUCAUAUGCUAUACCCCGUUUCCCAUGUAAUACAACCAUUACAUAUUUUUUUUUAUUACACAUGUGUAAUACAAAAAAUUUAAGCGUUUUUAUUGGCUUAGUUUUCGUUUAUUGACCAAUCGCAUUUUGUUAUUUUGCUGAAAUGACGUUAAAACGUCAAAUGACAUCACGAAAUGUAAACAUUAUUCGGGAUUUAUCAUUAUGUUUGUGUAAAUAUUUAUUUAAUUUGCUCAUUUAAAAGCAUGUGGCCAAAAAGAUCUUACACUCCUUGUCAUAUCAUACCAUAUUUUAUUAAACUCGUCCAGGAAAUUCGUUAGUAAGGUCGCCAAAGGCUUGCUUACUAACAAAUUCCUGAACUCGUUUAAUAAAAUAUGGUAUGAUAUGACAACUCGUGCCAGAUCCUAUAUUUAUGUAUAUGUUUUUAUACAUAUAUAUAUAUAUAAAUAUAAAUAUAUAAAAAAAAAUAAUAAUAAAACAGGAUUCCUUUAUGUGAUUCAGAGCUUAGAGAGAAACUGUUGCAUCAUAUCUAUCAAGAUGUUUCAUGUUACUGUUGAUUCUGCUAUCUUUACCUUCUUUAUAUAUGAUAUUCAAAUUGUUGCCUUCUCUUUAUGGAAACACUGUUGUUUUGUUGUUAAACAUUUUUUCUGAACAUUUGUAAAUAUUUAAAGUAUAGUCUUAUACACAAAGAAUUUUUUAUUAAAUGUUGACACAAUAGUUAUGUUACUAAAGUGUGUCAUGUUUAUCCAAUCAAUAUAAGUUUUAAAUCUCAAUACAUGUACAAAACUCCCACAUAAAACAUGCAGGAGUUUCUCUGACUUUAGGGGAAAAGUAUUAUGCUGCAAUUGGGAGUUCAAAGUAGAAAAGAAACUGACAUAUUAUAAUAGUGAUGUAUCAUGGUUGAUGAAAGUGUUCUCAACAAUUUGUGAAAAAAUCUUCAUCUCAGUUUUGAGAUAGCAUUCACCGAUAUUUCCAAAUGUACAGCCUAAGUCAAUCCAUGCAUGUAUGUUAUAUGUAAUUGAAGACAAGAAUUAUUAGUUGAUUGUAUAAGAAUAUUUCAGGGUAAUGUAUGAUCCUGUCGUUUUCAGUUUGAAUGUAUGACAUUACCAGCAAUUCCAACUGUCAUUUUAUUCGUGUGUACAUAAUUUGUCAUAUUUUUUUUAUUCAUGUGUACAUAAUUUGUCAUUACCAUGGUAGCGUUUUGGCAUGGUUGCUGUCAUUUUCAUUUUGUGUCAGAUCAGAUAAUUUAACUAAAACUUGUUGUUAUUAUAAGCAAAUAUGUGGACAAGUCAAAUAUAUAAUUUGUUAAUAUUACAGUUAUAAAAAAAUUAUAGUAUCACAGAAAACACCCCUUGACUUGAUUUGAAAAGAUAAAUAUAAUCCAGUAGAAAUGUUGAACUAAAUUUGAAACUACCCUCAGACUGUUGCUCAGUUGUUAUGUAUUGUUACUUAUACAGAGUGGUUAAGUACCGUAAAAACGCAGUCAUUAAGUCGAGAUUUUUUACCUCCAAAAUUUGAUUAAAAUUACGGUAUCGACUUAUGAGGUCAACCACGAAAAAAAAUAAUGAAAUUCGACGAAGAUUGAUCCCCGCGGCAAUUGUUGUAUAAAAAAAACUUGUUGAUUUACGACACAUGAAAUGUCGUCUUUUAACUGAUACUUACCAAUUAAUAUAACCACAGUUUGCAACAUUUACAUUGUUUUUAUAUUCAUAAUUUAAUGCAAGGUUUUCAUGUUAGCAGGUGUUUUUUAUAACUGAACGCGUGAACAAAAGAUCAGGUCAUUUUUAAAGUCGAGCGAUAAUUGGCAACCUGUGUGAAUUGACAGUUUGACAUCAUCAAAGGAAAGCCGCUUCCUGUCAAGAAGCCAUAAAGCAUCACCCUUCUCGCAGAUAAAAUAAGAUUCCUUUAAUUUGUGAAGCGACAUGUUUCACCAAUCACGAGUUUGUUAUUCACUGGUAAUCAUACAAUUAUGUUUGAGCACGUGCAUAGCUCCGCCUUUUAAACUGUUAUGUAGAACAAAGGUGGCGUCGCAUCAGGAUCCAAACUGUUUGCUAUUCUGAUAGUAUUCUUUGGAAAACAAUUGAUGAAAAUGAUAAUUUUAGAAAUUCAGCAGACAACAAAUUUCCCACCAUGCAAAGGGUUAAACAUGUACAUAAGUUGAUGGAAACUUUGUAAAUAAUGUUAAGUCUAGUUAAUGUUUUAUAAACAUUUGUUUAUCAUACAUUGAUGAUUAUAUUGAAUGAACAAAACGGAUAAAAGAAAUGGGACAAGGCACUUUUUAAUUAAAUGCAAUACAAUUUGUUACAAGCAAGCAGGUUUUAUGAAAAGAAAAUAAUUAAAAUGUCUUAAAACUUUUGCAAAGGCUAGAAUACUGUAAAUUGACGUGUUGUUAGUUAUUUAUAGAUCAUGUUGGUAUUGGAUUUUGGUAUAAACAUAAUAAUGCACAUAGACUAUUUUUGCGUCAUAACUAAUAACAAAAAAUGUGUUAUGAAGAUUUUUAUUUGUUUUGAUGUUGUAACAUAAGCCCAUCAUUCACAUUAUGUCAUCUUCAACUAUUCCCUUGAUAACGUUGUUUUAUCAUUUAACCCUUUACCCCUUAUAAACGCACUCUGAUGCCUUUGUAGUCCCUUAGAAAAUCUAAUUUAAUUGAAAAUCUUUACUUUAAUGAAGUUUUAAAGGCUUCAUUUCCAAGUCCUAGAUACAGCAUUAAACCUGAACACACUGCUAGUUACUCGCAGGUUGUUCUGUUGUUUUUAGCUCACCUGAGCACAACGUGCUCAUGGUGAGCUUUUGUGAUCGCUUUUUGUCCGUCGUCCGUUGUGCGGCAUCAACAUUUGCCUUGUUAACUCUCUAGAGGCCACAUUUAUUGUCCAAUCUUCAUGAAAUUUGGUCAGAACAUUGGUUUCAAUGUUAUCUUGGAUGAGUUUGAAAAUGGUUACGUUUGCUUGAAAAACAUGGCUGCCAAGCUUUCCUUAUAUGGCUAUAUAAGGCUAUAGUAAAAUCUUGUUAACACUCUAAAGGCCACAUUUAUAGUCUAAUCUUCAUGAAACUCGGUCAGAAGAUUUAUCCCAAUAAUAUCUUGGAUGAGUUCAAAAAUGAUGCCUGUUUGUUGAAAAACAUUGCCACCACGAGGCGGGGCUAUUUUCCUUAUAUGGCUAUAGUAAAACCUUGUUAACACUCUAGAGGUCACAUUUAUUUUCCGAUCAUCAUGAAACUUGGUCAGAAGAUUUGUCCCAAUGAUAUCUUGGAUGAGUUCGAAAAUGGUUUUGGUUGCUUUAAAAACAUGGCCAGCAGGGGCGAGGCAUUUUUCCUUAUAUGGCUAAAUAUGGCUAUAGUAAAACCUUGUUAACACUCUAGAGGCCACAUUUAUAGUCCAAUCUUCAUGAAAUUUGGUCAGAAGAUUGGUCUCAAUGAUAUCUUGGAUGAGUUUGAAAAUAAUUAUGUUUGCUUGAAAAAAAUGGCUUCCAAGGGGCGGGGCAUUUUUCCUUAUAUGGCUAUAGUAAAAUCUUGUUAACACUCUUAGAGGCUACAUUUACUGUCCAAUCUUCAUGACACUUGGUCAGAAGAUUCAUUCCGAUAAUAUCUUGGAAGAGUUAAAAAAUGAUGCCGGUUGGUUGAAAAACAUGGCUGCCAGGGGGCGAGGCAUUUUUCCUGAUAUGGCUAUAGUAAAACCUUGUUAACACUCUAUAGGCCACAUUUAUUUUCCGAUCUUCGUGAAACUUGGUCAGAAGAUUUGUCCCAAUAAUAUCUUGUUAUCUCAGGUGAGCGACUUUGGGCCUUUCAGGCCCUCUUGUUUUUUAUGCUGGUUGCAAGUCAUUUUUACUUUGCUUCUGGAUGGGGAAAGGGUUAACUCACUGUAUACCAGAGAUUUUCAUUCAAAUCCUCUGUAACAUUACUGGCCUAUCUCUGUAUGUGAUUUUCUUACAAAUUUACCAUGUUCCAAAGUUCCAUGUUUUAAGGGACCUUUUCACGUUAUGGUAAAUUGACAAAAAUAAACGUUUUUAUUUCAGAUUCGCAAAUUGUCGUUGUAGUUAUGAUAUUUCUGAGCGGAAACAGAAAUACUGAGCAUUUGCCAUGCUGUAAAAUAUCCAAUUAUAUGCAUCUUUUUACUAUGUAAAAACCUGAAAAUAAUGAAGUUUUGGCAUGUGAAUCUAUUUAAUCAUUUGGAGAGUUUUGUUGUUGUUGUUGUUAUAUUUUGUGACACUACGAGGAUUGCUUAUAUACAGUAUAAAAUGGUUUGACCCCAGUUUAGGUUGGGUUUUUUUCUUUAAUUUUAUUCUUGUUUUUUUCAUUGGAGCUUUUAAGAUCAAAUGUUAACAUUUAUCAAUAUAAAGCAUUAAAUUACAAUUAAUUUACAAACUUCAAUAUUUGCCAAAAUCUCUGAAAAGGUUCCUUUAACUAUUUCAUCUUGAAUUCUGUUUAUUUCCCUGCUAUCAAUACCAUUAUUUCCAUAAUUACCAUUACCAUAUUUCCACUAUUUAUAUUAAUCAAGUAUGAUUAUUUCCAUUACCAUAUCUCCCCUAUUUCUAUUAAUCAAGUAUCAUGGCCAUAGAUACAGCAAACACUUAACACUCAUUUUCAUAACCACAUAAUCUAUAUUUUCUGUUGUAUUCAGAUAUUUCUUCAUUUACAUGUACUUUCAUAUUAUUCAGAGAUUCUUCAUUUACUUGUAUGCAGUACACACUUAUUGCCAUUGGAAAUACCAUGAUCUCCAUUAAUUUCAUGUCCACCUUUCUCUGUGAAAAGCCACUUGAUUAUUGAUCAGUUGCCAUUACUUUCAUGCAAAGUUACUUUAUAUCGCCCAUUUUAAUUGCCAGCUUGUUGUCUCCAAGCAAUUUUGUCUGAAUUCUCCAUUUGGAUCAAUUGGUUCAGAUGACAAGUUUAAAAUCUAUUCCAAAGGAAAUCAUGUUACUAGAAAUAUAUUUUAUUUUAAACAUUCUAUUGAAAUGUGGUAGUUUCAUUGUUUGAAAAAAAUAAAAUGAAACAAUCA